AACUGUGAUCAUCAUCAUCAUCAUUUUUGUUACUGCCCAUAUUUUUUUCUGGUUUUUUUUCUCCCAUUUGAAAAACGAUACUGGAGAUUCUCAUCACAGUUAUUAUCUCUCCAUCAACAAUCAGACAUCAUCAUCGAUUCGCUCUACAUUUUUUUUCUGGUCCAAUCAUCAUCAUCAUCUGUUGUUGCACUUGUUGCACAGUUUGUUUGAAGGUCCAGUUUGUCUUGUUUUUUUUGGUUUUCUCUUUGUUUGUUAAAUUUGAUUGUAACGGUCGGUUGGUAGGUCAUCAUCAGUGGCUGUAAUAAUCGUCCUCGUUUUUCGGUCAGUCUCGUCAUUCGUUUAACGACGACGUCGUCGAAAGAAAUUAUGUUCCUAUAUUGAAUCUAAAUUUCAAGUUUUCGAAUUGAAUAAAUAUCCAAAAAAAAAAAUCGACUACGACGACGACAACGGAAAACUGUCCAUAAACUUAACGAUAAAAAUAUGCGUUUCACAAAUGUUGUGAUGUGGUCAUUUUUGACCACAUUUUUUAUUUUAUAUUUAAUCGCCAUACGUUUAGUACGUGGUCAAUUUUUACUAUCGUCAUCAACGUCAAGUGAACAGAAAUUUGUCGAUUUCAAUUAUCAUAAUCAUGAAUCAAUGGAAACAAUAAUGCGUACAUUUGCGCAAACAUAUCCAAAAUUAUGUAAACUAUACAGUAUUGGUAAAUCUGUACAAGGCCGUGAUCUAUGGGUUUUGUUGAUAACGAAAGAUCCAGAUGAAGAUGUAUUGUUGAAACCGAAUGUUAAAUAUGUUGCCAAUAUGCAUGGAAACGAGGCUGUUGGACGUGAAUUAUUAUUACAUCUAAUGGAACAUUUAUUGGCCAAUUAUGAAAUUGAUCCAUAUAUAAAAAGUUUAGUGGACAAUACAAGAAUCCAUCUGAUGCCAUCAAUGAAUCCGGAUGGUUUUGAAUUAUCACGUGAAGGACAAUGUCUUGGCGGUAAUGGUCGUUUUAAUAUGCGUGGUAUUGAUUUGAAUCGUAAUUUUCCGGAUAAAUUUUCCUUACGUAAUGAAAAAGAACAGGAAGAAGUGACGGCCAUACGUCGUUGGCUACAAACAGUACCGUUUGUAUUGUCAGCAAAUUUACAUGGUGGUGCAUUAGUUGCUAGUUAUCCAUAUGACAAUACACCAGUGAAUAUGUUAUCACGAUGGAAAUUAUCAUAUGAACCAUCAUUAACACCUGAUAAUGAUGUAUUCAAACAUUUGGCUGAAGUUUAUUCAUUCAAUCAUUUGACAAUGCAUCAAGGAAAACCAUGUCCAGAUGGAUCGAUUGAUUCGUUUCCAAAUGGUACAACUAAUGGUGCUAAAUGGUAUCCAUUUUCAGGUGGUAUGCAAGAUUAUAAUUAUGUACACGGUUCUUGUAUGGAAAUAACAUUGGAAUUAUCAUGCUGUAAAUAUCCAUCGCAUAUGAAAUUGCCAGAAUUUUGGCGACAAAACAAAAUGGCUUUGAUUGCCUAUCUGAAUGAAGUACAUCGUGGUGUACGUGGCAUUGUAACCGAUACGGCCAACGGUACACCCAUUUCAAAUGUCGAUAUCCGCAUUAAAGGACGUGAUAUACCAUUUAAAUCAACACAACGUGGUGAAUUUUGGCGUUUACUAUUGCCCGGUAGUUAUGUAUUGCAAGCAAAAGCAACUGGUUAUCAACCGUUGGAGAAACCGUUCCAUAUUAAUGAUGGACAAAUUACAUAUUUGAAUAUUGAAUUAACACCAUAUGGACAUCAGCAACAGUUGCCGUUAGUGAAUAAUCAACAACAUUUGGAUCAAUUUGUUCAUAAUCAUAAUUCAUUAUCAUCAUCAUCAUCAUCAAUUUGGCCAUCAUCAUUGAUUGAUCACUCAACGACAACAUUGAGACCGGUGAAUAAUAAUGGUGGUGGUGGUGGCAUAUGGUCCAAUGGAUGGAAUUCACGCCGUUUUCAAUCAUUUAUUUAUCCAAAUAUGCCAAAACGUAAUUCAUUUCAACCACAACAACAGCCAACAACAACAACAAUCAUUACGAUCACGAAGACCAACAUUUACAGAAUUAAUGAAUCAAUUUACAUCUAGCCAAGGCAAUAAUAAUCGUCGUUUUACUAUUUGGCCACGAUCAUGGAAUUUGAUCUCUAAUUAUAAUAGCCAUCAUAGAUCAUCAUCAUCAUCAUCAUCAUCUGCUUGAUUUUUUUUGGAUUCUGAUUCUAAUUCUGAUUUGUU
Molecule: messenger RNA, 2223 nt
Organism: Dermatophagoides farinae (American house dust mite)
Lineage: Eukaryota; Metazoa; Arthropoda; Arachnida; Sarcoptiformes; Pyroglyphidae
Product: carboxypeptidase D
Biological process (GO): peptide metabolic process; protein processing
Molecular function (GO): zinc ion binding; metallocarboxypeptidase activity
Source: RefSeq, a predicted model, not a curated record